GAGUGUGAAAUUAUCUCAUUUGCUGUUUGCAGUUACUGGCACUUUGGCAUACAUACAGAGAGGACGAUGUCCAACAUGCAGGUGGCUGUGGUGACCGGGUCCAACAAAGGGAUUGGUUUUGCAAUUGUGCGGGCUCUGUGCAAGCAGUUCCCAGGGGACGUGUACCUGACAGCCCGAGACCCCAGCCGUGGCCAGGAAGCAGUGGCAAAGCUCCAGGAGGAAGGACUGCAUGCACUCUUCCAUCAAUUGGAUAUUGAUGAUCUGCAGAGCAUCAGAGCUCUACGUGACUUCCUAAAGGAGAAAUAUGGGGGGCUGAACGUGCUGGUUAACAACGCAGGGAUUGCUUUCAAAGUUCAUGACACAACUCCAUUUGCAGUCCAAGCAGAGGUUACACUGAAGACAAACUUUUUUGGAACAAGGAAUGUUUGCACAGAAUUGUUGCCUCUUGUGAAGCCUUACGGUAGAGUGGUGAAUGUCUCUAGUAUGGUAAGUAGCUCAGCACUGGGAGGCUGCAGCCGAGAACUACAGGAAAAGUUUCGCAGCAACACGAUCACUGAGGAUGAGUUAGUGGAACUCAUGACCAAAUUUGUGGAAGAUACCAAGAAAAGUGUGCAUGAGAAAGAAGGCUGGCCAAAUACUGCCUAUGGGGUAUCCAAAAUUGGUGUUACAGUCUUGUCUAGGAUUCAAGCCCGGAUGUUAAAUGAGAAAAGAAAAGGUGACCACAUCCUCCUUAAUGCCUGCUGUCCUGGAUGGGUAAGAACAGACAUGGCAGGUCCUAACGCCACUAAAUCACCAGAUGAAGGGGCUGAGACCCCAGUUUAUUUGGCCCUUUUGCCUUCAGAUUCUGAUGGUCCUCAUGGCCAGUUUCUUAGUAACAAAACUGUUCGAACCUGGUGAGCUUAUGUAUGUGGACCUGUGCAAGCGGUAAUAUGAUUGGAUUAACCUGUACCCUGGUAGGGCAUUUAGUCAGAGCAAUGUCAUCCUGUCCGCAGCAGCAGCAGGGUCCUUUAUCAUUACAAUAAGGGUUACAGUUACGGUACUCCUCUAGGAUUAAGUCUACACUAGGGUACACUUCUUAACAGUCUCCACUAGCCUGCUCACAGCAUUGACUGUGUAGCCCAGAAUCUGAUUUGUGGGUGUUCUAACCCAGAUGACACAGGCUAAUUUGGUGAUGCCAUAAUGUAUAGGUGCCUGACCUUGUUUACCUGAAUUUACUCUUAAUUAAAUCAUUGCCAGCCCUUCUCCCACUCCCCUGAGACAGAUCUCUGACAUGGAGUUGGGAUGAGGAAGCAGGUGCCUUAUGCUUUCACAGAACAAUAGAUCUUUCAAGGGAUCAUAAUUGCAUCCUAAGGUUGUGCACCGUUUCUUAAAGUGGAAGGGUUCAGAGUUCCACAGUCUGACCAGUUGGGGGAGAGGCUAGUAAGACCAGAACCAGAUCACUGCUGCAUAGAGAUUCCUUGUUACUAGUACAAAAUGGAAUUAGAUGAAAAUAAAAAUAGCAGUGACAUACCAUCAAUAGAACUUUAUCAGUUGGCUUAUAUUCAUAUGUAUGUCAAUAAAUCAUUACUGAUUUGUAUUCAUCCAAUGGGUUUAUUCUGAUACAGAAAAAUAUAAUGUUUAAAAAUACACUUUCAUUUUCUACAUCUAAGUUUGUAACUGGAAUGUGUGAUGUUUCAACUAAUAUAAUGAGAAAAUAAACUACAAAACUGAUACAGCUAACUA
This is a messenger RNA of Athene cunicularia (burrowing owl), 1722 nucleotides long. Its product is annotated as carbonyl reductase [NADPH] 1-like. The record is from RefSeq and is a predicted model, not a curated record. The coding region runs from base 67 to 897 and encodes 276 amino acids. The transcript is spliced from 3 exons. Gene Ontology annotation, molecular function: carbonyl reductase (NADPH) activity. NCBI's taxonomy places the organism in Eukaryota, Metazoa, Chordata, Aves, Strigiformes, Strigidae.